Molecule: messenger RNA, 922 nt
Organism: Rubroshorea leprosula
Lineage: Eukaryota; Viridiplantae; Streptophyta; Magnoliopsida; Malvales; Dipterocarpaceae
Source: the annotation of a GenBank genome assembly
AUUACUACCUUAGUCAGAGGCAGAACUCUCUCUAGGGUUUUACGUUGUACUUCCUUGUUUCAGACAAUAUGAGCCGUUAUCCUGAGGUAAAAUGGGCACAGAGGGACGACAAGGUUUUCAUUACAGUGCAAUUGGCGGAUGCAAAGAAUGCAAAAGUCAACCUUGAGCCAGAUGGGGUGUUUACUUUCUCUGCUAAUGCUGGAGCAGACAAUAACCUAUAUGAGCUGAAGUUGGAUCUUCAUGAUAAGGUCAAGGUGGAGGAAAGCAAAAUAAAUUAUGGAGUGAGGAGCAUCUUCUGUAUCCUGGAGAAGGCCGAGAAAGGAUGGUGGAAAAAAUUAUUGCAUGGGGAUGGCAGGGCACCCCAUUAUGUGAAAGUGGAUUGGGAUAAAUGGGUGGAUGAAGAUGAUGAUAGUGGGCCUGGUGAUUUGGAUUUGGGAGGAAUGGACUUUUCGAACUUUGGUGGUAUGGGUAUGGAUGAUGCUGGAAUGGGUGACUUUGAGGAUAGUGAUGACGAAGACCACGAAGUGGCAAAGCCAACAGGAGGCGACACCACUGAGGCUAAAGGAUAUUUGAUUCCAGAGGAGAAAGAUGCUGUUGAGGCUGAAGCAGGAACUUCUGAGAAUAAAGGUGCACCAAACACAUAGUGUUGUGUCAUUAGAGAUGCUAAAUUUCAAUCAAACUAUGAUUAUGCCUUUGCAAAUUUUUUGGUCUCUGUAAUGGGAUCAGACCGAGUUGUUUGCCUAAGUUGGUGCGAUUAAAGAAUUUGUAUUCAGAAAAAGGAUAAUUGUUUCUGUCUAAUGGAGAUAUAAAUUCUCUGACUUAACUUGGGAUGUUGUACUUAAGUUAUUUGACUUGAUGCUCCUAAAAUUGACACAUGCUUUUUAUCAUUGAUUGAUAAUAGUAAUAGAAAUCACAGUGGAUG